Messenger RNA from Zasmidium cellare ATCC 36951, 1488 nucleotides. RefSeq lists its product as uncharacterized. Gene Ontology annotation, cellular component: membrane. Gene Ontology annotation, biological process: transmembrane transport. NCBI's taxonomy places the organism in Eukaryota, Fungi, Ascomycota, Dothideomycetes, Mycosphaerellales, Mycosphaerellaceae. The record is from RefSeq and is a predicted model, not a curated record. The transcript is spliced from 7 exons. The coding region runs from base 1 to 1488 and encodes 495 amino acids. Gene Ontology annotation, molecular function: transmembrane transporter activity.
AUGGCGAGCCCUACCGAGAAGAUCAAAGUGCACCAUGUCGAGAACUUGGGUGUCAGCAGCCGCAUCCACAGCGAGAGCAGCAGCGACCAUACCGGACUCGAUGAGAAGAAUACGCCAGACUAUCGUGACCCAGAAGUAAAGCGGAUAUGUCGAAAAAUCGACUGGCACCUGCCGCCGGUGUUGGCGUUGCUCUACCUGCUCUCGUUCCUGGACAGGACGAACAUCGGCAACGCCAAAAUCGCCGGCAUGACCAAAGACCUCCACAUGACGGGCUCUCACUUCAACAUCGCCCUAACCGUCUUCUUCUUCCCGUACGCCCUCUUCAUGAUCCCAUCGAACAUGGUCCUCAAAAAGGGAACGGUAAUGACGAUGCAUGGCGUUGUACAAAGCUAUGGACAGCUGUGUGCGGUAAGAGCUUUGCUUGGGCUGUGUGAGGCGGGAUUUACACCUGCGGCGAGCUAUCUGCUCAGUUGUUGGUACGCACGAUUCGAACUUCAAACCAGAAUGGCACUCUUCUUCAGCGCCGCAACCCUGGCGGGAGCUUUCUCAGGCAUUCUGGCCUAUGCAAUUCAGCACAUGGAGGGAACCGCAGGAUAUGAAGGUUGGCGCUGGAUCUUCAUCCUCGAAGGCAUCGCCACAGUCGCAGUCGGCAUGUCUGUAUUCUGGAUUCUGCCCAACUCACCAGCCACCUGCCGCUUCCUGACCGACCGCGAGAAAGCCAUCAUCGAACGUCGUCUCGCUGAGGAUGCAGGCACAACUGAUGGACAUGUCGCAUCCGACGACAAGUUUCAAUGGUCCUCCCUCUUCUCCAUCCUCACAGACUGGAAAAUUUGGCUCUGGGGCGUCGUCGUCUGCGGCCAAUCCAUCCCCUUCUACGCCUUCAACUUCUUCUCGCCCACCAUCGUCAAAGAGCUCGGGUACAAAUCCUGGCAAGCCCAGCUCAUGGUCGUGCCCAUCUACGCCGUCGCCUGCAUCGCCACCGUCCUCUUCGGCAUCUUCGCGGACUGGAGGCAGCGACGCUGGAUCUACAUCUGUGUGCCGUAUGCGAUUGCCGCGGUUGGGUUUGUGGCGUUGCUGGCGAUUCCGCAUCCGAAGAUGCCAGGCGUUACGUACUUUUUCUUGUUCUUCAUUCCGCUUGGUCUGUCAACCGGCGUCGUCGGCCUCCUAGCCUGGGUCGCCAACAACCUCGCCCCCUCCUGGCGCAAAUCCAUCGGCAUCGCCUUCGUCGCCUGCCUCGCCAACCUAGGUGGCUCCAUCGGCUCCAACAUCUAUCUCGAAGAGGAGAAACCGCGGUACUGGCUCGGCUUCGGCUUCAGUCUGGGUGUGCUGUCUGCGGCGAUUGUCGCGUGCGUGUUGUUAAAGGUGCUGUUGACGAGGGUAAACCGGCGGAGGGAGGCGAUGGAUGUCGAGGAGAUUAAGAGGUUGUGGAGUGAGGAGCAGUUGCUGGCGAUGGGGGAUCGAAGUCCGCUUUAUCGGUAUGUUACUUGA